Lottia gigantea (owl limpet) is the source of this 676-nucleotide messenger RNA. RefSeq lists its product as hypothetical. The transcript has 5 exons. NCBI's taxonomy places the organism in Eukaryota, Metazoa, Mollusca, Gastropoda, Lottiidae. Gene Ontology annotation, cellular component: ribosome; small ribosomal subunit; cytosol. Bases 15 to 473 code for a protein of 152 amino acids. Gene Ontology annotation, biological process: translation. Gene Ontology annotation, molecular function: RNA binding; structural constituent of ribosome. The record is from RefSeq and is a predicted model, not a curated record.
CUUAAACUUCCACCAUGGCGUUGGUAAUCCCCGAGAAGUUUCAGCAUAUUUUGCGUAUACAAAAUACCAAUAUUGAGGGUAAACGUAAAAUCAUGUACGCUAUGACAGCUGUCAAGGGUAUUGGUAGAAGAUUUGCUAAUAUUAUGUGUAAAAAAGCUAAUAUUGAUUUAAGAUUACGCGCUGGAGAACUUUCUGAAGAAGAUGUUGAGCGACUAGUAACUGUGAUGAAUAACCCUCGUCAAUAUAAAAUACCAGACUGGUUUUUAAACAGACAGAAAGAUAUUAAAGACGGUAAAUUCUCCCAGAUCUUGUCUAACGGUUUAGAUAACAAACUUCGAGAAGAUUUAGAAAGACUGAAGAAAAUCCGAGCCCACAGAGGUCUACGUCAUUACUGGGGUCUGAGAGUAAGAGGUCAAAGAACCAAGACUACCGGACGACGUGGUAGAACAGUUGGUGUGGCCAAGAAGAAGUAAAUUAAAAAAAAAUAAAAGCAAAAAAUACCAUUUAGUGUCUUAAUGAUAUGGCAUUUUGCACCUGAUUGGGCUAAUGCAGCAUGAUUUGAGGAACAUUCUGAGAUUAUAGUAAAAUUACCCUAACCUCUUUUUCCAAAUUACCCCCACCCUUCAUGCAGAACCCAAAUAUAUUGUUCAUACCAGACUUGGAGAAAACUCACAAU